AUGAGAACGGCCGCUGCCCUCUGGAGCGUCCUUCUUGCCGCCACAGCGGCACUAGCAAAUGCUGGGAACCCAUUCUCAUCCAAUGUGAUUGCGUUGACGCCAAAGAACUGGCGGCAAGAAGUUGAAGGGCUGAGGCUACUGCCAGCUUCUUACCCCGGAGUGGGAGAAGCUGGCUGGUGCCGUGAAAGGUUAGAGUCGAGUCACAAUGGAUCACAGCAAUUUCUGGGAAAUGGUUGUUUUCGUUUCUCACCUUUAUUGAGUCAUGGCUACUUUGGCUAUCACCAGGGACGGUAA
Seminavis robusta is the source of this 294-nucleotide messenger RNA. The record is from the annotation of a GenBank genome assembly. NCBI's taxonomy places the organism in Eukaryota, Bacillariophyta, Bacillariophyceae, Naviculales, Naviculaceae.